Eucalyptus grandis is the source of this 1224-nucleotide messenger RNA. RefSeq names its product cyclase-like protein 2. Gene Ontology annotation, molecular function: arylformamidase activity. NCBI's taxonomy places the organism in Eukaryota, Viridiplantae, Streptophyta, Magnoliopsida, Myrtales, Myrtaceae. The transcript is spliced from 7 exons. The record is from RefSeq and is a predicted model, not a curated record. Bases 112 to 939 code for a protein of 275 amino acids.
UUCUUUCCCUAAAAGUUGUAUUAGUUCGUAGUGAAAAAGCUCUCCUUUUUUGACCUUCUGAUUCUUGUCGGUCCACCAUCACAGACUUCUCUCUCGACACUGCGAGUCGCCAUGAACGCUCUCUCCCCGCUUCUCCUCGCUCUCCUCCUCAUCGCCGCCGCCGCCGCCGCCCUCGCCGUCGCCGCGGCCCUCGAGGCCUACCCGACCAUCGCCAGCGUCGGCGACUGCUCGGUGUCCGACGGUGGUGAGGAGCUGAAGCCCAUCCGUCGAGAAGUUUAUGAUGGCGGGAGGAUCUUCGACAUCAGCCAUAGGCUCACUAGCGACAUGCCGUCGUGGGAAUCGGAAGAUGGGUUGGGUCAGUUUCUGCGGCUCGCGGCGAGUAUGAAGAAUGGGUCUCUGGCGAAUGGCUCGGAGAUGAAGUUGCCCGUGCACACGGGGACUCACGUGGAUGCUCCGGGUCACGUCUUUGAUCAUUACUUCGAUGCUGGUUUUGAUGUGGACACACUUGAUUUGGCAGUCCUCAAUGGUCCAGCUUUGUUGGUUGAUGUUCCGAGGGAUAAGAAUCUCACAGCUGAAGUAAUGGAGUCUUUACAUAUUCCCAAGGGUGUGAGACGGGUGUUGUUUAGAACACUAAAUACUGACAGACGGCUGAUGUACAAAAAAGCAUUUGACACUAGCUAUGUGGGAUUCAUGAGAGAUGGAGCAAAAUGGUUGGUAGAGAACACCGACAUUAAACUUGUUGGAAUUGAUUACCUGUCAGUUGCUGCAUAUGACGAUGCCAUUCCAUCCCAUCUUGUCUUCCUUGAAAGCCGGGAAAUUAUACUUGUUGAGGGCUUGAAGCUCGAAGAUGUCCCCGUAGGAGUAUAUACAGUCCAUUGUCUGCCUUUAAGAUUGCUUGGUGCAGAAGGAUCACCUAUGAGAUGCAUCCUUAUCAAAUAACUUCCUAAGAGGGGAGAAGUUAACCAAAGCGCCAGGUGAGAGGAGGCAUUGCACGCACGUUUUCCUCAGGAUUCAGAUGCUCUUCGACAGGACAGAUUUGCAGCGAAUGUGGAUCUUUAGUUAUCAUGUGAAUAUGUUUGAUCAUUACAAUCGGAAAAACAGAGACUAUGGUUACGUUUACCCGAAUAAUGUGACGCUUCCAAAAUAAGACUUGUCUGGAAUGUUUCUGGUGUUUCUUCUAUUCAGUUACUAAAGAGCUGCUGGCGAGAUUCGACUUCAUUUGAA